AUGAUAAGGGAAGAAUAGAAUUAAUUAAAAUAUACAAUUGAUUUUACUAUUAUAUUUAUCAUAAAAUAAUUGAGGAACUUGAAUCAUAUAUCCUUGUAUACAAUCACCUUUCGAGCUAUUCAUAAUCAAGUGGCGAUCAUAGGAGGUGGAUGUGCGGGAUUGAAUGUUUCCGCUCAAUUAGUGAGGGAUGGCCACUAUAUUCCACAAUAGAUUCGUGUUUUUGAGCCAUACAAAAUGCACGCCUAUUAAACAGGAGGGGCCUUGGUUGGUGCUGGUAUGUGUAAUGUGGAGAAAACUAUGAGGCCUAUGGAAAUGGUUCUACCAAAAAAUGUAUAAUAGAAUACAAUAGUGACCAUAGAUGGAAAGAAAUACCCAUACUAUUAAUUGAUUGUAGCAAGUGGAGUGCAACGUGAUUUUGCAUCCAUUAAAGGUAUAAAUAUAAGUUUAUCCAUUCAUCAGGUGCUUUGGAUUGGUAGUAUUUACUAUUACAAAUACGCUCAGAAGAUAGAUAGAAUAAUCAAAGAAUUUAAAGGAGGUAGACUAAUAUUUUCGCAACCAUCUUCAAAAUGUGAAGGAAUUCCAUCCAACAUUAUUAUCUGCCAAAAAUAUCAAAUGUGA
Messenger RNA from Paramecium tetraurelia, 618 nucleotides. RefSeq lists its product as uncharacterized. Gene Ontology annotation, molecular function: sulfide:quinone oxidoreductase activity; FAD binding. Lineage: Eukaryota; Ciliophora; Oligohymenophorea; Peniculida; Parameciidae. The transcript is spliced from 6 exons. The record is from RefSeq and is a predicted model, not a curated record. Gene Ontology annotation, cellular component: mitochondrion.